UAAGUCAUGUAGCGGGAGCAGUUUCAUAGGUAUAAAGAAGUUUAUAGGCAAACUUGUCAGAUGACGUUUCCCAGGUUACGGUACCGUACCUUGACGCAAUACGUUUAUUCUGCACGCAGAUCGCCAAUUUUAGUUCCAUUCUUUGGAGGUUCCUUGCUCUCGUUCAACAUUGCAGCAAUAUUAUUUGGUAUGUUAUAUAAUUGAAAGUUUAAACUGAUGAUUGUAUAACAUUUGGAAUGGGCAGUUCGGCUCUACCGCUGUCAUUACUUGCAAAAGGAAUUGGCCAGGUGGUAACAAAUGGCCAUGAAAAAUUGGAAGUUUAUCUCGAACCAGAAGAUUAUUACAAUUUAAAAUCAUAUUCUCCUUAUCAUGUGCAAGCAUUGCAAGAAAAUGAAUCAUUAUUGCAAGUUGGUGGAAAUGAAACAAAACUUCUUCAAUUACAUAAAACAUUUGUUACUAGAAAAGGUGCUCUUCUUAUAUUUUCUGAAGAAUUAGCAAAUAAAGCAAUCCAAGAAGAACAACGGAGAUUAGAUUUAAAACAUCAACAACAGAAAUUGCUUGAAAGACAACAAUGGGAAGACAUUGGGGAAACAUCAUCAAAAUAUGAAGAAAGUGAAAAAGGAGAUGAUCCUCUGAGAACAGUGCAUGAUUUAAGAGUUGCUAUACUUAUGUAUGGAAAUAGACCUGAAUAUAGAAAAAGAGGUGAUGAUCUGUACUUGCGUUUCAUUCACGAAUCAAAAUCAUUGAAAGAUGAAAGAAAGAUUCGACCAGGUUUCAGUCCUAAAAGAUACAUCACAGCAUGGUCCAAGUAUUGGCACGAAGAAAUGCUACAAAAACUACGAACAAGCGGUUUGAUUCAAGACAAAACUAUUUAUCGACAGAAUCCAUUAUUGCCACAUUUGUAUCAACCAGCAUCAUACAAUUUAUCAACAGUACCACCACCAUAUCGUGUCACCAGGAAUAUGCUUCAUGCAGGAGAUGUUGGUACAUAUGCUUAUCACCGACCACAUCGUUCCAAAUUGCAAGCACCUGAACUUUUGGAUGAUAAAGAAGCGAAAAUUUCCAUAAGGAAAAAACCACCUCCGUCAACUGAUAGUAAAGUAGUAAAGAAAGAAGGACGAGAACCUAUUCCUCUCGGCUCAAUUCAAGCUGUUCGAUUUCUUGAGACUGGGGAAGUACAAGAAGUCAAAUAUUCAGAAUUAAAACCGCAAGAAAAGAAAGAGAUUCUUGCUGAACUUUUGCAAACAGCAUGGGAGCAUGGUAAACACAUUGAAGAAAUGCUUGAUUUAGUUUUGGCAGCGAAUAAACCUCGUACACAAAGUGCGGCUUCUUCUUCAGCAGCAAGUGAACUUAUGAUGGAUAUGCAUCGUGCAAUUUUAAGCCUCGCUGAUUCUCCCAUUCAAAGACAACUUCAGCAAAAACAACAAGUAUUAAAAAUAGAGGAAGAAAAACAAAAAAGGAAAGACAAGAGGGAAGCUGCAAAGUUGGAAAGAAAAAGGCAACGACAAAGAAGAAGAGAAGAAAGGGAGGCACAAAUUGCCAGAGAGCAUGAAAACCAAGAAGCUGACAAGAAACAUGCAGAAGAAGAUAGACAGCGAAGGAAGGAGAGAAUUAGAAAACAGGCAGAACAGAAAGAAUUGAUCCAUGAAGCAGAACAGCAAAGAAUACUGCAGGAAGAAUACCAAAAACAAGCAGAACAUGAUGAAAGAGAGAAAAGGAGAGAAGCAAGAAGAGAAGCAAGAAGAAAAAAGGACGAAGAAAGAGUCGCAAGAAAGAAAGAAAAGGAAGAAGAAGCGAGAAAGCAACAGGAAGAAGAAGAACAACGAAUUUUGGAAGAGAAACAAGAAAGAGAACAAAGGAGAGAAGAAAGAAGAAGGCAAAGAGCAGAGAGAAAACAGAAAAAAGAACAAGAAGAAAAGGAGAGAGAAGAAAGCGCAAGGAUGAGAAGAGAGACCCGGCAUGCAGAUGGAGAAGAUCAACAUGUGAAAACACAGGAUCAAAGAAAACAUGCAGAUGAUGCUCCAAGAUAUUAUAGUGAUCAGCAACAGCCUAUUGGACAACCAGUUGACCAAUCUUUUAAUCGUCAAGAACAUCGUCAGCAACCAUUACAGGACGACAGUGUGAUUUUGCAUGUAGAUAUGGUCAACCAAAGUGAAACUAUGCUAAAGAGCCGACAGAUGCCAGCUGUACCACAAAACACUCCUGCUACACAACAGAGAGUUGUUGGAAUUCAAAGACAAGUUCCACUACAGAAUGUCAUUUAUGAAGCAAAAAGCAAACGAAGUCAUGGAAGUUCAAGUUCAACAUCUUCAACGCACUCAAGGAGGAGAGCUCCUCAUGCGGCUGCAGGAACACUCAUUUCUGACGGUGAUGGACAGUUUGCUCAUUACAGUUCUGCCCAACCAAUUCCGCCUACAAAACCACAAAAACGUACCAAACAACGAAAACUAUCACCAUUACAGCAGCAACCUAUUGAGCUAGCCUUUUCUAUUGUUUCGAGUCAUUCCUCUAAACCGAAUGUGUUUCCUGCUGUUCUUCCUGGUGACACAGCUUCAUCUCAUGGAAAAUCAAGUUUUUAUGGAGGGGCCAUGCCAAUUACGAGCAAUAUUGUAAAACAAACACUAUCAGAUAAGAUAUCACUAUUAUCAGCAAGUCAAGAUAACUCAAGUCAACAUCAUUCUCUAGCAGAUACAUAUCCACAUGUCAAUGAACAGUACGGUGUACCGGUAAUUGGAGUUGAACCACCUACACCAGUACAACCAUCAAAACAACAAUCACAAGUUGUUAUUCCACCUUCACCUGUUCAAUCUGCUAGUACAAAGUCAACAUUAAAGAAAACAUCAGAUAAAGCUUCAUCAUUGAAUUAUUCUAAUGAAUCUGAAGAUGAACCUUAUUUGUCCGACCAUUCAAGUCGUUCUUUACCUCGAUCGGUUCGAAGUGAAGGCAAACAGCCAUUGAAGUCUGUAAAGAAGUCAUCCACAACUGUUAGUGGUGGAACUCUUGCAAGUACGUCAGAAACUGGUUAUCAAGCUAUGAAAGGAAUGAAAGGGCCUGGAAGUCAGUCAUCUGCUGCAGCAUUAUCUCACAAAACGGGGAGUAAAAAGAGUUCUUCUAUCACCAGAGGUAGUUUGCCAAAUGCUUUAUUGAAACGGGAUCAAGCUGCCAUAUUUAUGCCCGAUAAAGAAAUUAUUGAAAUUGACGUCAAUAUAAAACCUGAUUUGUUGUCCUCGACAUACAAGAGCACAACUAUAAAAUCGAGUGUUGAAACGGAAACAGUGACGGAACUUCAAAAGCUGUCAAUUAAACCAUCGCUGAAGGAUAAUUCACAAGAAAGCAGUUCAGUUAAGUCCAGUGGACGAGUUUCAUUUCAAGAUGAAACAGCGGAAGGAACGACUGAAGAGGAAACGGAUGAAAAAGAAGCAGAAUCGAAAGAACAGGAGGCAGAAUCAGAAGAAGAAUCGGAAGCUUCAGAAGAAACUGAGAAAGACGAUGCUUGGCCAGAGCCUACUAAAGCUGAUUUACGACCGAUUUCAAGCAGAUCUGCCAAGUUAACUGAGCAUGCUCAAAAGGUUGCACAGAUUGUUAUUGAAGGUCAACGGACUGACUCAAGAUUAGAAGAAGACGCAACAGAAGCUGCUAAAUUGUGGAAUGCUGUUGCUAAAUCACAAGAAGGUUCAAGUGAAGAGGAAAGUGAGGAUGAGAGUGAAGAAGAGGAUGAAGAAAGCAGUGCAGCAUGGAAUGCUGACCAGAAUCAAGGAGAAGAAAAACCAAAACAAGAGGAAGACCAAAAAAGCUCCCUCAGUGGCAAAGACAAAGCACUGAAAAAAAUUGAUCAAAAACCACCAAAACAAAAAGAGAUAGUCGCACGAAAUAAAACUGUAACGAAACCACCUCCAGCUGUUGCUGCGUCUGUCAAGUCAUAUAAAUCAACUAGUUCGGGAAAAACGUCAAUAUCAUCAGUGCAAGCGUAUUUAGAUGUUUGGUUUCCAAGAUUGUCAAUAUAUCGCCGAGGUCAAGUUCACUUCAAAAUGGAAGCUUUUGUCAAGGAAGUAAGACGUAAAGCAAGCGAACUUGGUAUUGAUGAAUCCGAACUUCAGUUUGAUGCUCAACUUGUUGAUAAGGUGUACAACUCGACAAUUGAACCUGAGGAAGUAGAAGUUUUUCAUGAUACUGAUGCUGGAAAACAUGUUGUUCGAUCAAGACAUAGUUCUGUGACAACAAAGUCUAUAAAAACAGACACAACAGAGACAAGUACCUCAGAAAAGAAAAAGAAGUUUGUCAUCGACCUUCCUACACAGGAAAUCACGGCACAUUCUGUAACACCACAUCACUCUGUAUCUACUACAUCAUCCACUACUGCCUCACCUACUUCACCCUCAAGAUUUAGAGCACUUAGUCAAUCAAGUAGUGUGCACUCCAGGAAACGAAAGUCUUCAAUACCUGGUAAGGAAGAAAAAGAUGUUUCACUAGAAUAUGAAUUGACAUCAUAUGAAGCCAAACUGGGUGAUCCCAAACCAGAAGAACCAGUCACAGUCAUGCCCAGACCAAAACUAGAACCAGAAAAGCUUGUGGAAACUCAAGGAAAAUCUGAUGCAAGAAAACACAAGGGGAAAAAUCAUUAAAAGAAGAAAAGUUAAAGUCUAAAGGCAAGAUGGCUAAAACCACUGGCAUCACAGAGUCAAAAGAAAUUGCAGAAAGUGUCAGCUCAGACAAAGACAGUGUAAAACCGAAACAAACAGCGGAAGCUAAAUCACAGGU
Messenger RNA from Styela clava, 4758 nucleotides. RefSeq lists its product as uncharacterized. The record is from RefSeq and is a predicted model, not a curated record. NCBI's taxonomy places the organism in Eukaryota, Metazoa, Chordata, Ascidiacea, Stolidobranchia, Styelidae.